Messenger RNA from Paraglomus occultum, 319 nucleotides. Lineage: Eukaryota; Fungi; Glomeromycota; Glomeromycetes; Paraglomerales; Paraglomeraceae. The record is from the annotation of a GenBank genome assembly.
AUGCGCAUCACGGCUAACCCAACCGCAGCUGUUCAGUCCUCUUCCGUACGCUCAUCUUCUCUUUCCUCCUCCUCUACCACCCUACUUCAACAAUUGUCCCAGUCCACUGGUUUCGCAACUUUCCUCCAAUCUCUUAACAGCAACCCGUCCACUCGCUAUGAUAAUAUCGAUAAUAUAUUGAAUAAUCGGUUAUUACAGCACUCAGGUAGUGUCAAUAGAAUGAAUAGUAGAAGUGGGUCUACUAGUCUACAUAGACGAAAUUCCAUACGUGAUCACAGAGGAGCAAGGAGGAAACUCAGAUCUCUUAUGGGUACAUCAG